Molecule: messenger RNA, 1422 nt
Organism: Morchella importuna
Lineage: Eukaryota; Fungi; Ascomycota; Pezizomycetes; Pezizales; Morchellaceae
Exons: 5
Coding region: 1-1422 (473 amino acids)
Biological process (GO): regulation of transcription by RNA polymerase II; chromatin remodeling; box C/D snoRNP assembly
Cellular component (GO): NuA4 histone acetyltransferase complex; Ino80 complex; R2TP complex
Molecular function (GO): DNA helicase activity; ATP binding; ATP hydrolysis activity
Source: RefSeq, a predicted model, not a curated record
AUGGCGAACCUUGGAAUUACCACUGUCAGCGAAGCGAAAGAAAUCCGAGGCAUGAACCUUAUCGCAGCCCAUUCCCAUAUACGGGGUCUUGGAAUCGAUCCUGAUACACUUGAACCACGCGCUACUAGCCAAGGGCUUGUUGGUCAAGCCCGCGCGAGGAAGGCUGCGGCUGUUAUCCUGCAGAUGGUGAAAGAAGGAAAGAUUGCUGGACGAGCGGUAUUAAUGGCCGGACCUCCUAGUACGGGGAAAACGGCGAUCGCGAUGGCAAUGGCGCAGAGCUUGGGUCCUGAUGUCCCAUUCACUAUGCUAGCGAGUUCUGAGAUUUUUUCCCUAGAGAUGUCAAAGACAGAAGCUCUCAAUCAAGCAUUUAGAAAAAGCAUUGGAGUCCGGAUUAAGGAAGAAAGUGAAGUAAUCGAGGGAGAAGUUGUAGAGAUUCAGAUCGAUAGAUCUAUUACAGGGGGCCAAAAACAAGGAAAACUCACCAUGAAAACACAAGACAUGGAGACUAUGUAUGACCUGGGCACAAAAAUGAUCGAUAGUCUCAGUAAAGAAAAAGUGAUUGCCGGAGAUAUUAUUAGUAUCGACAAAUCCUCAGGAAAAAUCACUAAGCUGGGUCGUUCUUUCACAAGAUCCCGGGAUUAUGAUGCUAUGGGACCCGACACCAAAUUCAUCCAAUGUCCUGAAGGGGAGAUCCAGACAAGGAAGGAGGUGGUUCACACCGUAUCAUUACAUGAAAUCGAUGUCAUUAAUUCCCGCACUCAGGGUUUUCUUGCCCUCUUCUCCGGUGAUACCGGCGAGAUUAGAAGCGAAGUGCGAGACCAGAUCAAUACGAAGGUCGGCGAAUGGAAGGAAGAAGGGAAAGCUGAGAUUGUGCCGGGUGUUCUAUUUAUUGAUGAGGUACACAUGCUUGAUAUCGAGUGCUUCUCAUACAUCAACCGCGCACUGGAAAGUGAACUUGCACCAAUUGUCAUAAUGGCUAGUAACAGAGGGAACUCGAGGAUCCGUGGGACAAACUAUAAAAGUCCGCAUGGACUACCAAUUGAUUUCCUUGAUAGGGUUGUGAUCAUGCCGACAUACCCCUAUGGCCCCGAGGAAAUUCGGGAGAUUAUCGCUAUCCGAGCCCAAGAAGAAGAGGUCACUCUUGCUGCCGACGCCCUAAAUCUCCUUGCUAAGAUCGGACAAGAAACAAGUCUUCGCUACGGCUCUCACCUUAUCACUACUGCAAGCCUCAUCGCAGCAAAAAGGAAAUCCAAUAUUGUUGAGGUUUCCGACGUUCAGCGAAGCUAUAAACUCUUCUAUGAUCAGGGAAGAAGUGUGACCUUUCUCCAGGAGUACGAAAAGAAGUUCAUUGGGAACGAAGGUUUAGCUACGUUGUCUGGAACUAACAGCGGUACUGGAAACGAUGAAAUGGAGAUUUCUUAG